AUGCCCGGCUGGUCGGCCGGGGCAGCGGCACCAACUACACCGCGGCAGCGCGAGCCGGGGGGAGGGGGCGAGAGGCCGUGUUCUGGUCCCGCGCAGACAGCGAGCACCUCCAGCACUUUCCCCUCCUCCGGCUCCGCCACCGCCUGCCCUCCUCCCCCCGCCGCCGCCGCCGGGUCCUUAAAGCUCGCCGACUCCUGCCGCUGCCGCUGCCGCUGCUACCGCCGCCGCCGCUCCACCAACUACAUCCGGGCAACUCGGCCGUGGCCGCCUUCGGAAAAGCUCGAACGCCGCCUUCGGCAAACCUCGGCUAGCUCCCGCCCUCCUCUUCCUCUGAGGCCUGGGCUCGUCGUCCGGCGACCCGGCAAGCCCUUUCCGGUUGCCGCUUUCCUCACUCUCGAAUCUGGCCACUCCCGUUCCACCUUAGGGGUAGUCGUGCUCGGGGGCCUGCGAGAGACGGGCCCCGGGGCCUCCGGGCUGUGCUGGGUGGGAGCCGCCUUCGGGAGGAGAACCGUGGGGCGCGAGGGACGCCAUAGCGAACUAAAUGCGGAGCCGCUGCAGCUGCGCGUGCGCCCAGAGGCGCAAUGGCGGCGGGGGCGGGGUGCCCUCCGCGAGUCGGCCGCGGCCCCCGCCCCUCGGGCUCCGCGUUGGGGUCGGAAAGCCCCUAAUUGGGCGGCCCGGACGGUCGCCGCGGAGGCUCGGUGGGCCGCGGCGGAAGUCGCCCUCAACCGGCCACUGGAACCCGGAAGCGCGGCCGGGUGCAGUCCUUGGCGCUGCAGAUCUCAGUUCCCGGCCGAAAGGUGGUACGGAGCCUUCCCACCGCGACGUUCUUCCUCUCCCUGGGAGAAAAUCCUUUGGAGAAUGCCGCGCUGCCUAGGAUACAAUUCCGGCUCAUUCACUAUGGUAUAUACCUGUGACAGAACAGCUCAACUUGGCUGGAAAAACACAAAACAAACAAACAACAACAACAAAAAAAAACAGCCAAUCAGGCUGGGGAGAUGGCUUGACCCAUAUAGACCAUUCCCUCACCCCUGGGUAUUCUCUGUGGCGGACCUCUCGACCGGCGAGAAAGAAUAACUACCACAUCAGGAUUCCACUCAGAUCAC
Microtus oregoni (creeping vole) is the source of this 1103-nucleotide messenger RNA. RefSeq lists its product as uncharacterized. The record is from RefSeq and is a predicted model, not a curated record. The coding region runs from base 1 to 1074 and encodes 357 amino acids. The transcript has 5 exons. NCBI's taxonomy places the organism in Eukaryota, Metazoa, Chordata, Mammalia, Rodentia, Cricetidae.